AUGGGCAUAGUAAUCGUGGACAAGGUAUCUUUAAAAUCGAACGCAACAGACAUCCACUAUAUUCCCCUCAUACCUUUGAGUUAUAACACUGAAAAUUAUCAUUUUAACACGCAUACAAAAAACAACUAUUCAAACAAUAUAUCUGCUAAUAUUCAAACCCAUCAAACUUCUAUUGGACAUCCCCAUGGUAUAUUUUUUGACAUACCGGACCCAACUUUAGAUCUAAUAGUGAUAAUUCCUUUAGGUAUUCUCUUAUUCACCUUUUGCAUUUUGACGAUAUUCGGAAACUUUAUGGUUAUCUACGUUAUCAAAAAAGAUCGCAAACUUCAAACGGUCAGCAAUUAUUUCAUAAUGAGUUUGGCAUCUGCAGAUCUCCUUUUGGGCUUAUUAGUAAUGCCUAUUAGUAUCGUUUAUCUGUUAUCCAACAAAUGGGUCUUCGGCAUGGCCUUUUGCAAGAUAUGGUUAUCCAUCGAUUACACUGCCAGCACUGCCUCCAUUUUUAAUCUCUUCAUACUAAGUUUAGACAGAUAUUGGUCAAUCAUAUCUCCUCUUCGCUAUCUCAAAAAGAGAACAAAAAAUAGAGCAAUGUCCAUGAUAGGCCCUGUGUGGCUUAUAUCGGCAACCUGGAUAAUACCUAUUGUAUGGUGGAACACUAUUGACAAAUCAUUGCACGGGGCAAAAGAUUCUAGAAGUUUAAACAUGAGAUCCACGUCUUUUAUUGUAGAAUGUAAAAAUUUCUCAUCCAAAUGCCACAUUAAUAAAUUUAACAAUCCUAUUUCGAAUUUAAACUUUAACGUAACCUACUUAAAUUAUAGCCAUAUCAACCUUUAUCCAAACCAUACGCAUUUAAGCAUAUAUUCUUCGUCAUAUUCAAUUUUAGACGUUCUAAACUAUUAUGUGCGGAACAGUUCAUCGCUAAAUAGGUUUAUAUACAGUGAUAGUCAUGGGAAGACCAAUAAAUCUUAUUCCGAAUGCAAUGUAGAGUUUGCCAACGUAAUGGCUUUGAAAAUCAUAACAGCCCUCAUAAACUUCUAUAUCCCUGCUAUACUAAUGCUCGCACUUUACUGGAAAAUAUUUUUCGAAAUUAAAAAACGUAGUGCAAUCGAAUUAAAAUUAACUAAUAACCCUGGAAAUAUGUCUGACAGAAUUAUGGACGAUUUUUCUAAAAGACGAAAGGAAAACCAUUAUAACUCCUCUAUGAAAGAUGGCUACAGUUUAUCUUCUAUCUCAUCUCGUUCACAAUUGGGAAGUUUUAAACAUAAAUUGCAUUCGCUAUAUAAUUCACCUACCAGAAAAAGAAAGAAUCGAAUGAUCCCACAAUUAAUGCCCAGAAGUUUAGACGAAGAAAAUUGGGAUGAGAAAAACUCUCCUAAAAUUCUAGAUAAUACAUUUACUACUCGAAUCGAUCUCCCACUAUGUAACUUUGAAAAAGAGGUAAAAAGUAUAACUCAGUUCACGGACCAAACAAAGUACGAUUCGAAAAAUAUUCUUACACCUAAAGUCGGGAAUGGGUCUGAAAAUUCAUUUGGGUUAUUUAAAUCUAGAAUAACGCACAAAUCCAAAUCGCCCAUUGAGAAAAAUUCGGAUUACAAUUGUGAUAUAAGCCAUAAAAUAUUUAACAGAAUUAUUUUGGAAGAAGUUAAAUAUGACAAAGUAUCGAGUCAUGAUAUCGAAAAAGCCUGCCAUGAAAAGAUUGAUGAUUUUGGUCCUGUAAAAAUUUUUAUUAAAUAUGUCGACACCAAUAAAAAAAAUGAAUAUGAUACAAAAUUAAGUAAAAUGAAUAAUAAUGAGGCUGACGAUGUUUCUAAACUCAUAUCUUUUAAUCAAUCUAAAGUAUGCAAUGGAAAGGUUAUAGCACUGAAUGAUCCCACAUGCCAUGAAUACGAUUUAAAUAGAACUUAUCGCAACCAAAAAGCUCAAAUAAAAAGUAAUCUGAAAAAUAUUCCCCAUAUAAUAUCUAAAAAAUCUAUCGUUAACUGCUAUAAAAACUUAAACAACCAUUCCAAACAUAAUAAUAUUUCAAAAAUUGGUUGUAGAGGAAAAAACCUAUUGAGUUUUAAAAAGGAUACUAACAUAUUUAGUAACAAUCCGAGUUUAUGGAAAAAUUAUACUAUCAAAAAUGAUUUUAGAUGGAAUCGGUCCCCAGCUAUGACAAACUUGCUGGAUAAGAAAUUAAAAAUUUACCAGCAAAAUGCCAAAAAACGAAAGAGUAAUGGGUUAAUCAGCUCCAGAAAAUUACUUAUGAAUAGGGUUAGGGAUGGAAAACAUUCAACUUAUUCCAACUCAUUCACUUUUCCACCUGUAGAUUUCUCGAAAUCCUUGACAAGUAGGGAUAGAUAUGCGAAUAAUAUGACUACUCUGAAAACAAUUCAUGAUGACCAACAUUUAAAGAAUAUGUGCACCUCCCAAUUGAAUAAAUCUCUUGUGGACCCCUAUUUAUUUGGUAGGGCAUCCAGCAAUAGAAACCUAUCCAAAACGCAUCUUAAUUAUUUAAAGCCAACUGCUUCUUGCAAUUCCGAUCCUCGUAAACACAGUUACACUACCAAAUUAGCGCACCGUUUAAGGAGGAUAAAAAAUAAAACCCUUAAAAGUUACACCAAGGUAUCAGAAUCAUUUACCAAUCUACUGCCUUACAAUCCUCGCCAUUUGAAUUCAACCUUGCAACGCAUCCCAGUAAAAACUGGAAGGAGUAACAAGGGCAGAAUUCUAUUCAAAGAAAAAAAGGCAGCUAAGCAGUUGGGAGUUAUAAUGGGGGCUUUUAUUAUAUGCUGGCUCCCUUAUUUUAUUGUGUUUAUGAUCAUACCCUUUUGCGAGGGAUGUGUAAGCAAUAAUGUUCAAAUAACAUUUACGUGGUUGGGUUACCUAAAUUCCACAGUGAACCCAUUUCUCUACGCCAUGUGCAACUCUAAAUUCAAAAACGCCUUUCAACACAUAUUCAUGAAAACCAAAACUAAAAGGCCCAAGAUCAAAAAAUUAUCAUUAACUUUGAAUAAAUCUCGGAUUAAUAUUAAGAGGGAGAGGGAGAGGAGGGGCUUUAAACACCCAACGAAUCCUCGUGAAAAAAAUCUCCAUAAAAUAGUAAAACCCACAGAAAUGGGGAAAACUGACUUGUUGAAUAGAUACAUUCAAACUAAAAACUGA
Molecule: messenger RNA, 3141 nt
Organism: Gordionus sp. m RMFG-2023
Lineage: Eukaryota; Metazoa; Nematomorpha; Gordioida; Chordodea; Parachordodidae
Exons: 3
Coding region: 1-3141 (1046 amino acids)
Biological process (GO): G protein-coupled receptor signaling pathway, coupled to cyclic nucleotide second messenger; chemical synaptic transmission
Cellular component (GO): dendrite; plasma membrane
Molecular function (GO): neurotransmitter receptor activity; G protein-coupled serotonin receptor activity
Source: RefSeq, a predicted model, not a curated record